Messenger RNA from Tigriopus californicus, 865 nucleotides. RefSeq names its product V-type proton ATPase subunit D-like (gene Vha36-1). Gene Ontology annotation, molecular function: proton-transporting ATPase activity, rotational mechanism. Gene Ontology annotation, cellular component: proton-transporting V-type ATPase complex. The transcript has a single exon. NCBI's taxonomy places the organism in Eukaryota, Metazoa, Arthropoda, Copepoda, Harpacticoida, Harpacticidae. Bases 1 to 759 code for a protein of 252 amino acids. The record is from RefSeq and is a predicted model, not a curated record.
AUGUCAGGCAAAGAUCGAAUCGCAAUCUUUCCGUCGCGUGGGGCGCAGACCAUGAUGAAAGGACGCUUGAAGGCCGCUCAAAAAGGCCACAGUCUGCUCAAGAAGAAAGCCGAUGCGCUCCAAUUGCGGUUCCGAGCCAUCCUCAAGAAGAUCAUCGACACGAAGCAAACCAUGGGCAACGUCAUGAAGGAGGCGGCCUUUUCUUUGGCUGAGGCCAAGUUUGCCUGUGGGGACUUUGCCCAGCCCGUGUUGCAGAACGUGAACAAGGCCCAAUUGAAGAUCCGCACCCGUAAGGACAACGUAGCGGGCGUCAAUCUGCCCGUGUUCGAGAGCUACCAGGAUGGCUCGGAUUCGUACGAGUUAGCCGGACUGUCACGAGGCGGUCAGCAGAUCACCAGCCUCAAGAAGAAUUACCAGAAGGCCGUCACUCUCUUGGUGGAGUUGGCCUCGCUUCAGACUUCGUUCAUCACGCUGGACGAGGUGAUCAAGAUCACCAAUCGAAGGGUGAACGCCAUUGAGCACGUCAUUAUUCCCAAGAUCGAGCGCACUCUGGCCUACAUCAUUUCCGAAUUGGACGAGUUGGAGCGUGAGGAGUUCUUCCGCCUCAAGAAGGUCCAAGACAAGAAGAAGAAGAUGCGUGCCAUCAAGGAGGCCGAGGCGGCCGAGCGCAAGGCCUUGGGCCUGGAUGACGAUGACGGAGACGAGGACAAUCCUAACGAUAUCUUCGAAGAAGAGCACGAUGAAGACUUGUUAUUUUAGAGAGCGACGGGCAGGAAAAGAUCCGAGACAUUCUUGAUUGUUCGAUUAUUUCAAUGGGUUUGUGUUUUUCAUUCAUACAGUAUCUAAAUAAAGCAUUUCAUUGAUA